Triticum urartu is the source of this 2037-nucleotide messenger RNA. RefSeq lists its product as uncharacterized. Lineage: Eukaryota; Viridiplantae; Streptophyta; Magnoliopsida; Poales; Poaceae. The record is from RefSeq and is a predicted model, not a curated record.
CAAGUAUAAUAAGGCUGACUCAGCUGGCUAUAAGCCCUUCCACGUCAGCCAAAUCACAUCUGGAGGGGAGAGAAAGAGGGAGAGAGAAGCGAACGGGCGCUUCGUCAAGCGCCGGGCUGCGGCACAAGAUACGAGAGCUUUGCACCCGCUUGCAACCCGUGGCGAGCGCUAGAGCCGGCGCUCUCGAUCCCCUGCGCCUCUCCCGCCUCCCGCGCUUCUCCUUCCUCCUUCGCGCGCAAAAAUCAGCCCGUGCCGUCGCCCCAAAUAGCUUCCUCGCGCCAAAUCAAGCCUUCCAAAUUUCCCCAAAUCGCCACCUCUCCCGAACCCUAGAACUGUCGCCGGCGCACAUCAAGGAGAUGGGUCAGCAGUCCAAACGGACGCGCGCGCCGGCACCUCGUGAAGCCCCUCCACCAGCGCCUCUGCUCACCCCGCCGCCAGCGCAUCUCCUGGUCCCGCCGCCGGCGCAUCUGCUGGUCUCGCCGGCGCCUAAGUCCGCCCCGCCGCCGGGGAUCCCAUCGGCCUUCCCUUCAAAGCAGAGAACAAGCACUUGGAUCCCCCCAAGACCACAAGAGUCUCUGGCGGCUAGUCUGCAGCAACCAAGUGAAUCGGAUCCUACGGCUCAAGGUCCUUGUUGGGCACCGCCUGCCUGCAUCGGUGGCUCUACAUCACCUUGGUACAUGGCUGGCAAUAUGGACUACUCUGAUCCACAAGUAUGGGGAGUGGAUUCUCACCCACCUGGUGGUUACCUUAGUUACUUUCAGAACACGGCAGGCCCCACACAACCUAUGCACAAUGGGAGUUCACCGCAACCAGUCAAUGCUGGCGAUGACACAAAUGGUGGUGAUUGUGGAAGGACCGAAAAACGCUUGCUAUGGACAAAACAAGAAGAUCUUCGAUUGGUCAGUGCUUGGUUGAAUAAUUCCAAUGACCCAAUCCAAUCAAACUACAGGAAGAAUGAACAAUAUUGGAAAGAUGUUACUGCUGUCUACAAUAGUACCACCCCAAAAAACAGGGAACGACUAGUCAAGCAAGUGAAAGAUCGCUUUGGGAGAAUUAAGAAAAGGGUUGCAUGGUUUUGCGCGAGUUAUAAGGAGGCUAGUGCUUUGUAUGCUAGUGGUGAAUCUGAUGCAGAUUUAAAGAAGAGGGCAAUGCAAACUUAUGAGGAAGAUCACAAAAAAGAUGGUCCGUUUAUGUUUGAGCAUUGCUGGGAGAUUCUUAAAAAGGAACCAAAAUGGGACGCGUAUUUGGAACGCCUAGAAGGUCUGGAGCCGGACAAGAGGAAGUUUAGUGUUGAUGAUGAAGUAGGGAAGCAUUCCACUAUAGAUGAUGAUGAUGAUGAUGAAGAUGAACGUCCACCGGGUGGCAAGCAAGCUAAGGAGAAGCAGAAACGAAAAAGAAAGGAUGAAGUUUGUAUAAUAGAUCUUGAAGAUGGGCUUCAAAAGUUUGUAGAUGCCCAGAAUGCAGCAAAUGAAGGCCGCAAAGAGAUGUUAGAGACCCAAAGGCGUGUUUCUGCUGAGAAUCUUGAAGCACGGAAGCUUGCUCACCUUGUGGCAAAAGAUCACAAAGAGUCGGUCAUGCUAGAAACAUAUCGCUCAUUGGUGAUGCAAGACACAACCGGGAUGCCUGAAGAUGUGAGAUCUGAGCAUGUGUUGGCAUUGAAGUGUUUAAGGGAGAAGCUAUUUGGCAAAAUGGUCUAAGGAGUGAGCUGUGAUGUGGUGAUUGCGGCAGCUGUUAUUUAUAGUGGUUGAAGGUUAUUGAUGCAAAUGAGUGGUUGCUCCUUUCCAGCGAAGUACCCUCCAUGCUUUAUGACUUUUGUCAUCGUCCAGAUCAAAACUAUGAUUGUUGCUUGUGGUCGUGAAUGGCUUGUUUGCCGGAGAUGUUAUCUAUUAUGUUUGCUGAAUGCUUUCUUAAAGACUUAUGUAAUCUUAAGUAAUUACUCAUGAUGCUAUGGAGUAGUAUGAUGCUGUGUGACAUGUUUGGAGUACUAUGAUGCUGUAUGACAUAUGUUUGUUGCCUAAAUGCCAGUCAGUCUUCCUA